Molecule: messenger RNA, 7388 nt
Organism: Mercenaria mercenaria
Lineage: Eukaryota; Metazoa; Mollusca; Bivalvia; Venerida; Veneridae
Exons: 3
Coding region: 46-5751 (1901 amino acids)
Molecular function (GO): protein binding
Source: RefSeq, a predicted model, not a curated record
UUAAAUAAGUGUUUUGUCCGUUAUAUAUUUUAGGCAUAUACAGUUAUGGAGAAUAUUGAAGAAUUAGCAGAAAGUAAAGAAUACAAAAAUUACAACAGUGUUAAUACUGCACUAAGUUUGAUCGGACAGUGUUUAGAACCAUAUACUAAGCAGAAACUGGAGUCUGUUCACAACAAGAUAAAACAGAAACUUGGCGGUCUCCAGCCGUGUACCAGACAGUGUAGUAAGAAAGUUCGCCUUAACAGAUGGUGUCCAACAUGUUCUGCAUGGAAAAAAGAACUCGAAUCUUUCCUAAAGAAUCCUGGAAACAGGCUUAAUUGGUGGAAAAUGGAAAGUUGGAACUGGCCACAGAAUGCUGUAAAUAUCGCAAACGUGUUUCUGCUUUUGAAUGCGGCAAACAUAAAUCUAAACGACCUGUCAACAGCUGUGAACAUCUGGAGUAAUUGUACUGAGUUUCCUGAUUCUAUAGUCAAUGAUAUUGAACCCAUAAGAAAACUCCGGAAUCGUAUUGUUCACAAUCAUUCUGCUACGCAACGUAUUACAGAUAGAGACAAGACAAACAUGUUUAUCAAUAUUUUUAACACCAUCCUGAAUGUUCCAGACGUUAAAGCUGCGAUAUCGAUGUAUAAUGAGUUAGUCCAAAUGCUACAAGAUCUCGAACAACAUGGAAUUACAACUAAAGAAGUGAAGGAGGCGGCUGACAGAAUAGAAAAGAUGUUGAUGAAACAAAGCAACAGUUUAGAAGGAGAAAUAAAAGCCAUAGGCGUUGAUAUCAAACAAAUCAAAUAUAUUCUCUUAGUAGCGAUACCAGUUAUUUUAGCAGUUACCAUUUAUGCACUGGGAGGACAGGCCAUCAACAAUACCACGACAGUAAAGAGGAACAGCUAUAAAUACGAAAAUGAUGAUUGUCUUUCCGAGGAUCCGCAUACAUCUUUCCAAGAACAAGCGAUAUAUAUGUAUGGUUACAUUUCAAAACAUUCAACCCUGAUUGGACGCCAAUGGUUUUUUGAACGUCUUGACAACUGUAUGAAAGAAAGCGGUUUAAAUCACGGUGUUAUGGUGAUUGCUGAGAUGGGUUACGGAAAAUCAGCAUUGGCAGCGAAUAUCAUUUGUGCCUCCUCUACUGAUGCUAGUUACAGUUUCAGAAAAAGACUAGCGGCUUACUACAUCUGCCGUUUCGAUUCACUUAUCACAAAGAAAAAACAUAUAUUUAUUCGAAGAUUAGCAUCAAUGUUUUCUCUUCAUAUACCAGGAUUUGCAGAGGUACUAAGUACGACUGAGAAGUUGUGUGUAGAGUAUUACAACCCGAACCAGUGUGAGGAUGAUCCAGGUGGCUGUAUCAAACAUUGUUUGAUAUCCCCUUUUGAGAGACUGUACAUUCAUGACAAAUCUUCUUACAUAGUCGUACUUGAUGCUUUAGAUGAGUGCGAGCAUAGCAAGAACGAGGGUGGCAUCGCUUUCCUUUUAAAGUCUAACUUACAUUUGUUUCCUAAAUGGAUUAAGUUUAUAGUGACUUGUAGAAACGUUUCGUAUUGUACUCAGCUAAAUACCCAGUUACAUGUUAUGCAACUCAGUUCUAAUGACCAAGAAAAUCAAGACGAUUUGAAAACGUUUUAUAGCGUGCAAGAAUAUAACCAGUAUGAAACUCGGGCUUCUAAUUUUCUUCUGGCAUCGCUUCCUUUCGCUAUAUCUAAAGGGAAAUUUCCAUCAUUUGAUGUAUUUUAUGAAGAACAGUUUGGACGGGUUUUCAGUGAUAAGUACGAGGAACCCAAAGCUAUUUUAGAAAUCAUAUGUGCAUCCAUGGAAAGUAUGUCUGAGGGAGAACUCGGAGAGGUUUUUUCAAAUACUGUCCCUAUAGCACCCGAAGAUUAUGAAAGUUCACUGCAACGUCUAUCUGACUUCAUACAACUGAUAAACGGUAAAGUUCAUCUAUGGCAUGCAUCGUUAAAAUAUUGGCUCCUCAAAACAAGUUCUAAUUUCAGAAUAAAGGUCUCAAAAGGACAUCACUGUAUUGCCAAGUACCUUCUGAAGCAACUGCGUACAAAUCCGAAACGUGUUGAUAUAGUCCAGCUUGCAAUACAUGCAUCUGUCGCAAAAUCAUUCAGUACCGAGAGUCUUGGCUUUUUUGAUAAGUUAGAUAUCGGUAAUCUGAUGAAAGGCGGACUUUUCAAAAGCGAUUAUCCUCUUCACCGUCUGGCACGGCAAUUCAACAACUUCGUUGCAAUGGAGCAUCUCAUAAAGCAUUUUCCUGACCUGGAGCUGUUAGACAACUUUAAUGUUACACCAGUGUUUGUUGCUGCCUCACAUGGAAAUCUAGAAACACUGAAAGCUUUAGUUCAAGCCAACGCUAGAACAAACUUCAGAACACAAUCAUAUAGAAAUAUUAUUAAUUUAGAAUCAGCUGUGCGCAUUUCUUUGGAAACCCACCACUGGAAUUGUGGAAUUCUUGAUAUAGCAGCACAGAACGGACAUUUGGAGACUGUAAAAUACAUCGUCAAAACUUUGGACUAUUCUUUGAAUAAAACAAAUGGAAUUAGUUUGUUACCAAUCCAUUUAUCCUGCAAAUUUGGCUACGUCGAAAUCAUCAAAUAUAUGUGUGUGGAACAUAAAUGGAUGCUCGAUUCAUUGUGUCUUUACUUCGCAUCCGAGAAUGGACAUGUUGAGUUAGUUUCCUAUUUAUUAAAGACGGGAAUCGAAGACAAGUGUAAGCAGUGCGAAUCCAAACUUCAUUUCAUACCAAGAGGUAAAUCUCGGAUUCAAGGCUCAGUUAUUGAUACAACUUACGAUAAAGACUAUCAAGAAAGAUAUGUCUUAUAUGAUGACUGGAAUCAAAUUUCAUGUGAAACAGCUUUGCAUGUGGCAGUUCGCCUGAAUCGUAUUGAUAUAGCCAAGUUAUUGACCAAAAAUAGUAUUUCAAAACAAGCUGUUCUCUGUUUUGACCGUGCUGGACGAACACCACUUAUUUCAGCACUUCAAUACAAUCGAACAGAAAUUGUAAAAGCCUUCUGGGUAAAUAAUCUAGUGGAAACAAAUAUGAAAUGUGGCUCAUCAAAACAUAUUUCAGAUUUUACCCAGUUAAAUCUAAUGGAACGGAAAGAAUUGGAUUCUUAUUUUCGUUGUAAUGAAUGUACGGUGAUGCACGUUGUUGCGUAUUUUGAUCGAAUGUGGUUCUUAAAAUUAUUAGGCGAAGAUAAUGUUUCUACAAUAUGGAAUUCAAGUGAUAAUAUGGGAUGUUACCCAGCACAUGUGGCAGCAUGUAUUGGAAGCACACAAGUAUUAACUCAUUUACUUGAUAUGAAUGAACAUGAAAUACAUGAAUACAAAUGUAAAAACGGGUCGACACCAAUCGAAGUAGCAGCCUCAUGCAGCACAUUUAGCAGCUUUAACAUUCUUCUUAACUCUUUAAAGUACCAAGGAAAACAACUGAGCAAGGAAAUGAAACAUUCAAUUGUAUUUAAUGCAUUAAGUAGAUCAAUGGAAGGUAUAUCCCAAAACGAUUCUGAAUUUAUAGAAGGCAGUAUUUUACAGAUAUUAGAUGCAGUUUUAAGCCCUGUGUGGGAUUUCAAUUUAAAGAAUAUAUUUCAACAAAAUAUUCUCCAUAUUGCAUUGACGAACGGACAUUUUGGAGUUUUAAAGAAACUGUUCUCAACCUCUCCAGAAUUUUCAAAACAACUUAUGACAGAUAAAGACAGUAACUCGAGAACGCCACUAGAUCUGGCUAUAGCAAACUUGGGCGAUACUGAAAGCAUGGUGAUCCCAAGUGGUAAUGUUCCUGUCGAAAAAUUUAUGAUGCCCAAUGAACAAGCAAUAUUCAUCGCUUUAGAUUUUGUUGAGCAAAAUUCUUUAAUGUCUAACAUACAUAUGAAGAAUAUGAUACUGAAACUAACACGAAAGAACUAUAUUACAAUUGUGUCUCAAUAUCUAAAGAGUAACGGAAGGUUCUAUGGUGACAGUGACUUUGUUUAUGAUGCUCUGGUUCAAGACAAAACUGAAAUUUUAACUUCAAUUAUUCUUAUGCAGUGGUUUAAGUUCAGACUAAACAGUUCUAAAGAUGCUCUAAUGUGUCUAAAUAAUUGUCAUGCAUCAAUUAGGUAUUGCCAUCUGCACAUUGUAGCAAGAAAACAUGGGGAAGUAACUGAUUUGCUUCAAAGAAUUACAGGUAGUGAAGAAACAAAUGAAAUCGAAAAAUUGACAAUGAUGGAUUUUAGGUUCAAUGCUCCUUACCCAGACAUGCUGAGCACGUGCUACGAUAAAGAAGGUUUUAAUGUUUUAGAAAGAGCCAUACAAGGAAGGAGUCAUAGACUUGUCAAAUAUCUUCUUGAUAUUGGUGUUACAAGUUAUAAACAUGCAACAAGUUUCAUAAGAUUAGCUAUUAUACCAUCUGUACUAGUAGGAGAGGAUGAUGCAUUGGUCUUUCUUCAAAAUGUGUCUGACGACUGUGUAGUCUUUAAAGUAAUUAGAAAAUCUAGUUAUAUGAAAGGACUAAGGAAAGCUGUAACUUCAAGUUAUGCCGACUUUCAGAAUAUGGUUGUUGACUUAAAUAUAAACUAUAAGAUUCAUUAUAAAGAUAUGGCAUAUGAACAUAUUGACAAGGUGGUAUCAAUGCUUAUUGCUCACUUUCAUAACAGCAUGCAAUCGCAUUCAUUCUGUUCCAAAAAGGAGAAAACAUUGUCCUUGGUUCACAUUGCUGCGAUGCAUGGUCUUACGCUUACUCUUUCAAAUAUUUCAGAAUUUUUUGGGAUAGGCGUAUUAAAUUGUCCAAAUUACCACAAUAUCACUCCUCUCUACUUGGCUAAAGCUUUAAAUCAACACACAACUGUAAAAUUCUUCCAUGAUAUUAAUUUACUUUCUUCAUACGAAAAUGUUGAUCAAAUUAGCUUUUUUUUACAUUUCUAUCUAAUAUUUUUGAAACGGAUUUAUGGAGAAAACCAUAUGCUAUGUAUAUUUGAUUACAAUAAAGUAAUGCCUAAAAAUAUGUAUAAAAUUUUAAAGGCUUCCAUAUGCAUUAGAAGGACUGCAAAAGCUCUUAGAGGUCGUUUGGCACUCGAACAGAGUUUUUCACUGAUGAACUAUUACACUUUAUUCCAACUAAAGCACAUCUGCAUUAGUAAAGGUAAAAAAACUAUUCCAGGGGAUGGUAAAGAAUCAACUGCAUAUACACUUUCAGUGAUGGCAGAGAAACAUAUAUUUGACAAUUUUGCAAAACAAAUGGAUUUUUGCAUGAUAAGAUUCCUUCGUGAGAUUCAAACUGUAUUAGAAUACAGACUAAAAGAAGGAGAAGAUUUAAAUUUACAGAUCAGCUUCUAUAAAGACUUAAUAUCUCAAAUAAAUGAUCAUCCAACUGAAUUGUGCCGAUAUUGCAUUAUUUACCAAAGAUUGAAUGAACGAUUCAUUAAUAUAGGUUUAUUACGAAGUAAAUUUCAGGGUUUAGUAUUAUUAAUUAAGGCAAAUAUCGUGGCAGAACUCAGCUUUAUUACAAAGGAAACGGGAUUUCUCUCAGAGUAUGUAAAGGAAUUUGAAUUCAGGUCUGUUCUAUCAUAUUUUCGAACUUACCCAUUGUACAAUUACUUAUCGGAAAUGAAACACCUACCGUUCUUUGACACUGCUUAUAACUUCCGGCUUAAAUUAAUCGGAAAAGGAGAUAGAUUUGAAUUGUUUCAAGAACUGUUAAAGGCUAACUUGUAUGACAAAUGGGUGGGUCAAGCCGAUCGAAUAAGGAAAGAACAUACAGAAUUUAGUGAAACCAUCUAAAAAUUUGAAAAAGAAAACGCUUUAUUUUAAUAUAUCAUUUUGCAGUAUUUCUUUUUCUGGUAAUGAUGUUUGUGCUCUACAAGGCUCGUGCUAAACAAUGUGUGAAUCAUUAACAUAAAUGUUCCUGCAGAGCAUGUAAAUUGCACUAAAUGUUAAAUGUGUCUUUUUCGAAAUGUUACUUAAUACCAGUAGGAUGAUAUUGUACAGCAGAUCAGUUUUAUAUGUUAAAAUAUAGUUUAUUGCAUCAUUGUAUCCUUUUGUUAUUAUUUCACUGAUGAUGAGACCGGUGCACUUCCAUAUCACGAGACAACGAAGCUCGCCGCAGAAGAUGAAAUGUUUAACAAAGAGCAUAUUCAGAACUGGGGCUUCUUUUUUAAUUAGGAUUGUUUGGUUGAUGGGAGUUGGUGAGAAACAUAAAACAAUAUCAAAGUAAACAAGAGCUGUCGCAGGAGACAGCGCGCUCGACUAUUUCGAUGCUGGAUAGUGAAACAGGGCACAUCUGAGGAAACUAGAGCUGUCACUGGAGUGUUUAAUGACUCCAGUUGUGGAUGAAGAUAUUGCACAAUAACCUGAGUCUAUGUCAAAAAUAUCAACUUAAAGUAAUAAGAGAGGUAAAGAUAAAAUGUAUCAAACUACUAUAUAAGUAUAUCCUAAGCAAAAAGGGGCAUAAUUCAUUAAAUAUUGGUGCCAGAGUUAUGCACCUUGCGUCAUAGGGUGUGGGUGAUGAUGUUGAACAACUAUUUUAAGAUUGAAUCAAAUCCAUUCAGUAAUAACAGAGACAGAGUGAAAGUGCAUCAAAACUUUAACCUAAAAUUCUAAGUAAAAAGGGGAAAUAAUUCAUGAAAAAUUAGUCCCAGAGUUAUGCACCUUGUGUCAUAUGAUAAAGGUAAUGAUGUUGAACAACUACUUUAAGUUUGAAUAGUAGUAUAAGUAAUAGCGCUUUUGAAACAAUUUGACCUCGCUUGACCCCUUGCCCCUCUUUUAAAAAAUCCAAUGCCGGACAAUUCAAAAAACCACUUUUGUUUUUUUAUUGAACGUAAGUGGACUAAAGCGUCCCCAGAAGUUUUUAGAUUAAAAUAAAGUACAGAAAAAUAUAUAUUUAACUUUAAAAAAUUUAUAUUUAACUUAAAAAAGUAUCUUAAAACCAAUAUUAACUUUACACACUAUCAUUAAUUCUCUCUAGUGAGAAACCAAUAACCGUCCGCGUCAUUUUUGCCAGCGUGGCAAUUCUCCCCGGCGAGAAUUAUUCUCUCUAGUGAGAAAUCAAUAACCACCCGCGUCAUUUUUGCCAACGUGGAACUUAACUAUCAUUUUUGCCAGCGUGGCAAUUCUCACCGCAAGAAUGAUUCUCACUGGUGAGAAUUAAUGUUCCUGAUUUUAGUUACUAUAUAAGUUAAGCCGUGUUGAGUUUUGUCCCUUUGAUCAAAUAAAAAAAGUUUUACCGAAUUAAUCAUGCGUAGGAUUGUUUUACAAUUUCUGCAGGAUAUUAAUGUUAGUUAAUGAAACAUGAAAUAGGAAGUGAUUGUUUGUUCAUUAUGUUUUACAUUGUUUACUCUCAGUGUUUUAUACAAUAAAUCAUAAAUGUUUAUACCACCUUGUAGCAUUUUUAUGAAAAAUAAACAAUAAUAUCCACAGAG